AAAAGAGAGAGAGAGAUUCAGCCACUCCCUAAACCAAAAGAGAAAUCGUUUUCGGCGGCUCCAGGGAGGUUUUUCGGCGUCUCUGGCCACCCUUCGGCGUCUGCAGCAAUCUACUCGGCUGGCAUACUGACAUGGUAAACCGGGUGCACCAAAUAAGGAAAAUCAAGGGUUGGUGAAGGGGCUUCACAGUAAUUUUAGUUCAAAGAACAUUCAAAUACUUUACCAAACAUUUAGACAGCAUAAACUGAAAGUUGCCAACAACGAGAAACAGAAGCAGAUCGAUCUAAAGAACAAGAUAAAUUAAUGGAAGGGUUGGUGGGUUCACAGAUGACACCAAUUACUGCUCGUUGUAAGCAACUUAGCUCACCUUUCCUUCCUGUGUUUUCUCCCCGAUUUACGAAAAAAUUCAAUCUCAGUCUAAUUGGGAUGAGCAAAUCACCUAAAUCAUUGAACUUAAUUGCUGCUUCCGUUCAACCGUUGGAAGCUGCUAAGUUGGGCCCCUUCGAUAACACUCUACCAUCCAAAGAGGUUCUUGAGUUAUGGAGAAAUGCCAAUGCGGUGUGCUUUGAUGUUGAUAGUACGGUGUGCCUAGAUGAGGGCAUUGAUGAACUUGCAGAAUUUUGUGGAGCUGGAAAGGCUGUAGCGGAAUGGACUUCUAGGGCAAUGAGUGGCUCUGUUCCUUUUGAGGAGGCCUUGGCUGCCAGAUUAUCUUUGUUUAAUCCUUCCCUUUCCCAAGUCCAGGACUUUCUUGAAAAGAGUCCCCCAAGGCUUUCUCCUGGCAUGGAAGAGUUAGUCAAGAAGCUGAGGGCUAAUAAUACCGCUGUUUACCUGAUCUCUGGAGGCUUUCGUCAAAUGAUCAAUCCUGUUGCAUCAAUCCUUGGGAUUCCACCUGAAAACAUAUUUGCCAAUCAACUUCUAUUUGGAAGUUCUGGGGAGUUUGUGGGCUUUGACACCAAGGAGCCUACUUCAAGGAGUGGAGGAAAAGCCACUGCAGUACAACAGAUAAGGAAGGCUCAUGGGUACAAGGCAUUAGUCAUGAUUGGGGAUGGUGCAACUGAUCUUGAGGCUCGUAAACCAGGAGGUGCAGACUUGUUUAUUUGUUAUGCUGGUGUCCAACAUCGAGAGGCUGUUGCAGCAAAAGCCGAUUGGGUGGUUUUCAAUUUUAGAGAUCUGAUAAAUUCCUUGGAAUAGCCAGUAGUUUUCUGAGUCCUGUUCUUUUUUUCCUUGUUAAAUGUUGUAUAAUUAUUAAUUUUGGCUCCUUGGUCAGUGGCCGCAUGCCAUUAUACAAAUGCAUUCUUCAUGGUAUCACAAGGUUACAUGUUUGCUUUUUAGUAAUGAGUAAUGUAUAAAACGUAACCGACCCCAAAAAGUUGGGACUAAGGCUUGGUUACUGGUGUUCUGAUAAUGUAUAAAACGUAAUUGAGAAAGAAUAGAGUUUCAUUAAAUUUAAUGCCCA
Molecule: messenger RNA, 1456 nt
Organism: Quercus lobata
Lineage: Eukaryota; Viridiplantae; Streptophyta; Magnoliopsida; Fagales; Fagaceae
Gene: PSP
Product: 3-phosphoserine phosphatase
Exons: 9
Coding region: 304-1191 (295 amino acids)
Biological process (GO): L-serine biosynthetic process; dephosphorylation
Cellular component (GO): chloroplast; cytoplasm
Molecular function (GO): magnesium ion binding; L-phosphoserine phosphatase activity
Source: RefSeq, a predicted model, not a curated record